This is a messenger RNA of Emericellopsis atlantica, 2187 nucleotides long. Its product is annotated as nucleotide-diphospho-sugar transferase. Gene Ontology annotation, cellular component: eukaryotic translation initiation factor 2B complex. NCBI's taxonomy places the organism in Eukaryota, Fungi, Ascomycota, Sordariomycetes, Hypocreales, Bionectriaceae. Gene Ontology annotation, molecular function: guanyl-nucleotide exchange factor activity; translation initiation factor binding; translation initiation factor activity. Bases 1 to 2187 code for a protein of 728 amino acids. The record is from RefSeq and is a predicted model, not a curated record. The transcript is spliced from 2 exons.
AUGUCGUCCAAGGGCAAGAGCGGUGCCAGCUCUGCCAAGGGCAGGAAACCACGAGCCGGUGGUGGCGGCGGCGAGAGCAAAAGCGAAGACGUCCUCCAAGCUGUCGUACUCGCAGACUCAUUCCAAGACCGAUAUCGACCCUUUAGCAUCGAGAAACCAAGAUGUCUCCUUCCACUAGCGAACACUCCCUUGAUCGAGUAUACAUUCGAGUUCCUGGCCAUGAACGGCGUGAGCGAGGUCUAUAUCUACUGUGGCGCGCAUACAGAGCAGGUCGAAGACUACGUCAGCCGUUCGCGCUGGUCGACAGCGUCCCGAUCGUGUCCCUUUUCGGUGGUGCAAUUUGUGCGCGUGUCGGAUGCGCGCUCAAUCGGUGACGUCCUGCGCGACAUGGACAAGCGGUCGCUCGUCGAUGGAGACUUCCUCCUCGUCCACGGCGAUGUGGUGUCCAACUUGGUUCUCGACAAGGUUCUGGCUGCGCACAGGAAACGACGAGAGGAGAGCGCGGCGAACAUCAUGACCAUGGUCCUGCGGAGUGGUGGGCCCGGCAGCCACGGGACAAAAACGAAUGCGAUCACACCGGUAUUCACAAUCGACUCACGAAACAAGAGGUGUCUGCAUUACGAAGAGAUCACACCCCUCCAGAGCGACCACUACCUGACCCUCGACCCUGCCAUUACGGACGAGCUGUCCACGGACUUUGAGGUCAGGGCCGACUUGAUCGAUGCGCAAGUAGAUAUCUGCACACCCGACGUCCUCGCUCUAUGGUCGGAGAGCUUCGACUACGACUUACCAAGACGUAACUUCUUGCAUGGCGUGCUCAAAGACUGGGAACUCAACGGGAAGAUGAUCUACGCGGAGGUUCUGGAGGAGGGCUAUGCUGCCCGAGCAAGCAACCUCCAAAUGUACGACUCCGUGUCGAGUGACGUGAUUGAUGGGUGGACGGCACCAUUUGUGCCACAUAAGAACACCUCUUCUCAUGGCUCAUACACGCUUUACGAUGGCGCGCUGAGCAUGGAGGACGGUGCGUUCUCGGCGCCGGACGCCGUGGUGACUCGCUCCAUCGUGGCUAGGGGUACGACGAUUGGCAAAGGCUGCCGGAUCAACAAUUGCAUCAUCGGCAAAGACUGCCAGAUUGGAGAUAACGUAGUGCUGGAGGACUGCUAUCUCUGGAACGACGUGACGAUCGGGGCCAACUCGGUGGUCAAGCAGUCCAUUCUGGCCGAUACGUCCAUGGUGGGCAAGAACUGCUCGGUCACCGAGGGCUGCCUCUUCUCGUUUGGCGUUCAGAUCUCCGACGACAUCACACUCUCCAAGGGCACGGUACUCUCGACCAUCAAUGCGUCCAGCGAGCCCGUGGCAAAGGACACGCAACUCCUUGGCCCCAACGCCAACGCCGCGCGUUUCGUCGACGUGUGUUACGAGACCGAAGACGAAGACUACGAUGACGAGGAUCCGUCACGUCUCCAAAAGUCUCUUCUAUACAACAUUGCCGAUCUAAAUCUCUCACAAUCCUCCAUCUCCACGCUCUCGUCAGAGAUCGACGACGAUUCGGACUCGGACGCAGGAGGCUUCGCUGCCGACGCUGCCUCCUCGCGCUCGAGACUGUCCUCUUUCGCCUCCGACGACUCGAACCGCGGAGGUGCUUUCCACAGCGACGCGGUGCAUGGUAUUCUCGACGCUCUGCGAGGCGGAAGCGGAGACUUUGACGCGGCCAAACUGGAGUUCAUGGGCCUGCGUCUCGCCAACGACGCGUCGGACUUGAUGAUGCGCAAGGCCGUUGCCACUGCCUUUGCGCGCCGCGCUGCCGAACUGCUCACGCCGGAGUACGGCUCGCUCGAGCCGUCCAAGGCCGCCGAGAAAGCCCUCAAGACCCGCAAGGGCGCGACCAAGUUCAUCGAGGAGGUUGGCAUCGGUGGUGAAGAGGCAGAGCAGGUGGAAUACAUACUCUUCACGCAGCGCACGCUCUUCCAUGUUAAGGACCCUAGGGCGGGCACCAUCUUGGCGGCGCUGCUGCAGCAGCUGUAUGCAGAGGACGUCCUCGAGGAGGAAGGUAUCCUCGGCUGGUGGGCGGACGAGCGGGCAGAGGAGAGCGAAGGACUGAAAGGGUUGAAGGAGAAGUGUCGCGUGUUGGUGGAGUGGCUGGAGAAUGCAGAUGAGGAAGAGAGCAGCGAGGAGGAGGAAGAUUAA